This is a messenger RNA of Rosa chinensis, 591 nucleotides long. RefSeq lists its product as uncharacterized. The record is from RefSeq and is a predicted model, not a curated record. NCBI's taxonomy places the organism in Eukaryota, Viridiplantae, Streptophyta, Magnoliopsida, Rosales, Rosaceae. Bases 1 to 591 code for a protein of 196 amino acids. The transcript has a single exon.
AUGAACCUUAAUCAUGUUUUGAGGCUCACUGGAACAAAUUUUAGAGCUUGGAGAGACUCGGUAGAACGUUACAUGAUGAUGCAUGAGAACAUAGACCUAGUUUUUCAUGAAGAUGAACCUGAGGCAUUAACUGAUGAGAGUUCAGCUGAGGAAGUUAAGGCUUUUAAGGCCUGGCACAGGUCAAAUAGAAUGGCCAAGAACACCAUUAGGAACACCAUGUCUGACAUAGUAAGAGGUAGUAUAGAAGAACCUGAUUUGGCUACUGAUUACAUGGAGGCCAAUGAGAGGAAGUUUAAGGAAAGUGAGAAGGCUGAGGCUGCAAGACUGACCAAGUCUUUUCAUGAGCUGAAGUACAAUGGGUUUGGGGGAGUUAGAGAACAUAUUAUGAAGCUGAUCAAUAUUAAUGCUAGGCUCAGGGAGUUACUGAUGGGCAUAAAUGAUAGCCAAGUGGUGCAUGUUGCACUACAUUCUCUGCCAAAUUCCUUUAGUGGACUUAAAACCAACUAUAAUGCUCAGAAAGACACCUGGACCACAGAUGAGCUCAUAGCUAUCUGCACUGGAGAAGAAGAGAGAACCCACAUCCACUGUUAA